AUGGACGAAAGCGAGGAGAAACUGCCGUACGACGUCCUCGAAAUCAUCCUCUCUCGACUGCCGUCGAAAUCUCUGUUGAGAUUCAAAUCCGUAUGCAAGUCAUGGAACGCCACAAUCUCCGGCGAAAGAUUCGUCGGAAUUCAUCUCCAGCAAUCCCGACAAAGCUCCGGCAACCAAGACAUAUUCUUCUGGCGCGAGAAGCGAGGCUUUAAAUACGAAUCCCAAGUAAGGGUCACCGAAAUACCUCAACAUAUACAGACAAAGAUGAGACUCGAACAAUUGGAGCAUGAACAAAAACUCGAUCCGAGCGUGUUGUGCUAUUGCGACGGUUUAGCUCUUCGGCGAUACGGCAAACUUCUCCACAACCAGUACGUGCUAUGCAAUCUAUCCACCGGGACCCACGUCGAGUUCUACUGCCCUUACGACGAGAUAUUAUACAACUCGCAUCAAACGGUUUACGCAAUCUGCUACGAUCCGUCUAUUAAUGACUACAAGGUGAUAAUUAUCGACUACAAGCGCUACGCGGUUUACUACUGUCGAGCCAUGCGGUGGAGCGAGAUGAGAGAAACCCCGGAUGAAUUUUUGGGCGGCGGAUUAUUAAUUGGCAAAAGCGUGUCUUUGAACGGCUACUUGUUUUUUAUCCUCAAAAACGAGGAAGAUGACUGUUUUGGGAUCAAGAUAUUCGGGUUCGAUUCGGUCAACGAAAAGUUCAAGAGAUUUCCCGAGCCAACGUAUGUGAAAAGAAGAGGCGUGUUCAUGUACAUGACUUGUGUGGGGGGCUAUCUUUAUUUGUGCUUCGACAACAGCCGUUGUCAGAUGAUCAAAGUCGAAGGCGGCGGAGAAAAAGAAGAAGAGUUGGUGUGGUUCGAUUUCAACGGUAGGCCACCGAAUUCCGAGCGCGUCGAGUGCGAUAUGGCUUCAACUGUUCAAGAAGAUGUGAAUAUACUUUCCUUCCGCCGCAUUUAUAGAAUUAAAACGGGUUAUCAGCGAAUCCCGUAUCUGGAAAAUCUGUUUAUCAGCGAACCGGAAAAAGUGAUCAAGAAAGGGAGGUCCGAAAAUCAUCACCAGUUGUUGAUGAUUAAUUAA
Erythranthe guttata (spotted monkey flower) is the source of this 1086-nucleotide messenger RNA. Lineage: Eukaryota; Viridiplantae; Streptophyta; Magnoliopsida; Lamiales; Phrymaceae. The record is from RefSeq and is a predicted model, not a curated record.